GACAAAAGCAGCGCUCAGCCCGAGAGUUUAAACAAACCAGAGAGGCAGCACAUUGCAGAGCAGGCACAGACACACACAAACGCACACACACUGUCAUACAGCUGUGAUGUGUAACACAGAAUGAGGUUGAGAGGACUCAUCCACACCUGAAAUGCAGAGUUCUCUGGAGAAGAUGCACCUCAGGGCAGCACCAUAGGAGACAUUAACCAGAUCAGAACGUAGGCCCUAACCUUCACCUUGCACCUUAUGUCCGUCAGCCCAUUCCCCAUUAAUUAAUCCCUCAACAAAGUGAAUAUAGACAUUAACCUCCGGAUUGAAAGAUCCUUACCAGAAGCAAUAGAGGACCUAAUGGAAGCAACAAACCAAGCUGAGAUGGGAGACCUGUGUCACUCUCACGCCUCCAGCCCAGAAGGAGAAACGGUAUGUGAGGCUCUGGCCCGUCAUGAGAGGACUCUGAGGGAGGCCAUCAGGGAGAUCCACAUGGAUAUCAGUGCCUUUAAGUUAGGCAUGGAACAUCGGCUGGAGGACGCAGUCAGCCUGAGCGGGACUCUUGGACAAGCCAUGAGUCAGCUCCAGCAGGAGAACCAAGAGCUCAGAACUCAGCUGCAAGUUCUAAGCAAACGAGUGGAACUCCUAAGUGGCAUGAGCAGUCAAAAUGGCAAGAACCACCUCAAUGGCAUCCAAACCAAUCACUCGGAGCUCAAGGAGGUGAUCUACGGGAAGGCUGAGGGUCCCACUCAGAGUGUCAUCCAGACAUGUACCCUAGGCAUCCAGACCCAGACCUACAGAGCCCACAGGACUCACGUCAAUACUCCAUCCAGCCCUGCGACCUUCUCCUCUUCCCCAAACUCCAGUAGUCCUCCAGUCACUUCAAGAGUAUCCACCAUCGUGACCGGUCCCAUGUCAAGCAGCAGCCCGCCCACUGGCCGCUUCUCCAGCCGAGCCACAUUUUCCCUGUCCAGCAAAACCAAUAGUAUUGAGCGAGAGGAGCCAAUAGAAGUGGACCCAGCUCCAGCUCAUGUGGGCCUAGAGAACGGAGACACUGCAUCAACAGAACAUUCCUUGCUGGUACAUGGAAAGAAUUCUCCACCCAGAGAUUUCCCCCAUGAGCACACAGCCUCAGUUGCCAUGCGAAUUGCCCAUUUCCCCGUCACAGCAACCACCAAGACAGCAGAACUCAAGACCUCUUCAGACCCUCCCGCUAGCCCCUCUUCUUCUCAUUCCUCUCCUGUCUCCGAGGCCUUCCCUGCCAGCCAGUCAAGUACCAGCACCAUCCAGCAGCAACCAAGUGCUGAGGCCCCACUUCAACCAGUAUCUUCUGUGAAGACGUUCCCCCGCACACCCAUUAGAGCUCUGGGAACAUCACGUCUUCAAGAGAGGACGGGUUCGGCCUCUGCUAAAACUGUGACUUAUUCAGGUUUACCUCAACAUAACAGACAACACAACCGAGAUGACAGUGAUGAAAGCAAAGACAGAGCCUUUGGACAUGGAGGAGAAAGGAAGCGAGACCUGGUGAGGUCACAGACAUUACCAAAAAACAUUGGAGCUCAGGCUCGGCAUCCAGUCUUCGAGAGGCUGGACACAGACAUCAAUAACAGUUCACCCAAACUAGUGGAGGCCAAACCCAAACUGAAGCGCUCCCAAAGUUUUGGGGUUUCCAGUGCCAGCAGCAUCAAACAAAUCCUUCUUGAGUGGUGUCGCUCAAAGACCGUAGGCUACCAGAACAUCGACAUCCAGAACUUCUCAUGCAGUUGGAGCGAUGGCAUGGCUUUCUGCGCUUUGGUCCACUCCUUCUUCCCCACCGAGUUUGACUACGAAUUGUUGUCACCGGCAAAUCGAAAGCACAACUUUGAACUGGCUUUCGGGACUGCAGAAGCGAAGGCUGGGUGCGACCGGCUAAUCGAAGUGGAUGACAUGAUGAUCAUGGGGCGUAAACCGGAUCCAAUGUGUGUAUUCACCUACGUUCAGUCCCUGUAUAACCACCUGCGAAAGUUUGAAUGACACUCCAUAUUAGUGGCAUGCCAUUUUCCAGCCAUCUUUUCCACGAUACCAUUGCCACUGAGCUUGAAGGCAUUUCCUCUCUGUCGAGGAAAGAAGUCAAAGAAUUUGGAACUGUGCUGCCCUCAGCUGGUAAACUGGAGAACAUUCUUCCCGGUCUUGGAGGGCGAACAAAUAAGAGAAUAACGCGACAUCCAAUUCAAUGAGGACUGCACAAUAUUACGUUUGUCAACUAUAUUUGGUGUGGAACAUAUUUGUUUCUUGUAAAACCUUUAUUAUUCCCACAUGUUGACUAUGUAAACAUUUUAACACUGCACCAGAGGAGAUACAAUUUACAGCAUCAGCGAAGAACUGAAAUGUCAGCAAUUCAUUAUGUGAUGUAUUCAAAUAAUAUGUGGAAAAUGCAAAAUAGAAUUUUUGUAAAAAUCAGACUUAAUUAUGAGCAUUUCUCCAAACACUUUGCUGAGAUAUUGAGUUGUAAUCAAUUUUUUAAAAAUGUCUUUGGAAUAGUUGCUUUCGUUCCAUUUUCAGAUAUUUGUUCUUAUGAAAUCAAAAUUUCCCAAAAAAUUACACAGUAGUCACAAAUUAGAGUUAACAUUAUAGGUACUUGAAAUUGUUACACCUGCAUGACGGCACGCAGAAAAAGUUGUUGGCUCAAAUUUAAAAGAAUUAUAUUUCAAUUUAAGAUGCACAAACACACACAAGCUGAUUCUAUACUAUAUGUACUUUCGAUCCUAUUUGACCUACUUAAGCAAAAAAUGAAUUCCUAGUGAUUGUAGUUAUCAAGAGAAUCACUGGUUUUAUGAGCUAUUUUUGUUGUCAUCUUUAUCAUUCUUUAAACAGACGCAACUUUCGUUAUACCAAGCAUUAAAAUAUGAACAUAAAACUCAAGAAACAAGAGUGGUAUAAUAAUUUGUGCCUGCAUGGGUCCGUGUGUGCGUGUGUAGUAACUGUCACUAAUGAUGUAGGGCAGAGGUGUCCUAAAACCAUCCCAGGGCCAUUUGUGUCCUGCUGCGUGUUUGCUAUACAUUCUGUGAAGACAAUGAAACACCCACAUCACACGAAAAAGCAUAUCAAAAGGCUAAUAGCAAAAGUUAAAAUGUUGGAAAAAAACAACAUUAUUUGAAAAUGUAACAGGGUGGCACGGUGUACCACACAGUUCAGAGAUCAUGGAUUCAUAUCUAGGCCCCGGCCCUCUUUGUGUGGAGUUUGCAUGUUCUCCCACUGCUUUUGUGGGUUUUCUCCCACAUAACAAAAAUUUACAUGUUAGGUUAAGAGUAAAUUGUCCGUAUGUGUGAAUGUGACAAUGAACCUGUGUUCGUCUAUGAUGCAUGUGCCCUGUGAUCGGCUGGGAUCCAGUUCAGGGAGUAUCCUGCCUCUUGCCUGAAACUUGCUGGGAUAUAGGCGCCAUCACCCUACUGAUGAUAUACGGCAUACAGUAGAAAUGAAUGUUCCAAGGUAUUACACUUGUCUCACUGUGUAAUGUUGGGAUAAUCAUUACUAAAUUAAAACAUAUUUUUGACAUGCUUCUUCAUAAUUUAACUUCUGAUGUGAAUUACGUCAACAAGAUCAUAUUGUUGUCUUGUGAAUGA
Messenger RNA from Syngnathoides biaculeatus (alligator pipefish), 3590 nucleotides. It is a transcript of the gene smtnl2, whose product is annotated as smoothelin, like. Lineage: Eukaryota; Metazoa; Chordata; Actinopteri; Syngnathiformes; Syngnathidae. Bases 349 to 2001 code for a protein of 550 amino acids. Gene Ontology annotation, biological process: actin cytoskeleton organization. The transcript is spliced from 10 exons. Gene Ontology annotation, molecular function: protein binding. Gene Ontology annotation, cellular component: filamentous actin; microtubule organizing center. The record is from RefSeq and is a predicted model, not a curated record.